Molecule: messenger RNA, 1959 nt
Organism: Ceratitis capitata (Mediterranean fruit fly)
Lineage: Eukaryota; Metazoa; Arthropoda; Insecta; Diptera; Tephritidae
Gene: fzy
Product: cell division cycle protein 20 homolog
Exons: 2
Coding region: 136-1728 (530 amino acids)
Biological process (GO): positive regulation of anaphase-promoting complex-dependent catabolic process; positive regulation of ubiquitin protein ligase activity; anaphase-promoting complex-dependent catabolic process
Cellular component (GO): anaphase-promoting complex
Molecular function (GO): anaphase-promoting complex binding; ubiquitin ligase activator activity; protein binding
Source: RefSeq, a predicted model, not a curated record
UUUUUGAUUAUAGGCGCAAAUUUCAAUUUCUCCUGCAACCGCCAUUUGCUAAGGAUAAAAAUUACACAAAGGAUAAAAGUUAGCAUAUAAAUAUUACUAAUUUAUGUUAUAAAAAUAAAAAAGAGUCAUAGAAAAAUGUCUCAAUUCAAUUUUUUGAAUGAAAUGACCAGUGCAUUAACAUUGGAUGGUGAAAUCUCACGGGGACCUGUACCCAGGUGGCAAAAAAAAUUGGAAGCCUCUGCCAUGGCUAACAGCCUUAACGGAAGCAUAAAUGCAUCUCGAUCGGUGUUGUCCAUGUCAUAUAAUAGCAGUUUUUCUGGUGUGAACCCUCCUAUGAAGACGCCAAGAAAAGUUGGUGGUGAUGCGAAAUGUAAGAAAACACCAACACCCAGUAAAGGAGCGAAGACUCCGAGUGGUGGUGAUCGCUUCAUUCCAAAUCGUGGCACAAGCAAUUUCGAACUAGGCCAUUAUCUCAUCAAACAAGAACAGGAAAAAUCCGAAAAUGAUGAUAAUGACAAUAGCAAUAACGCUAACAAAAAGUCCCCAUCAAAGGUGGAACGUCAAAAGCUUAUAUCUGAUUCACUACAAGUUGGUGACCCGAAAAGCGCAAGAAUUUUAUGCUACCAAAAUAAAGCACCUGCUGCGCCAGAAUCUCAUCAAAAUCCCUUGAAGGUUGUUUAUUCAAUAAACACACCUUUAUCGACUAAAAGUGGUUCUCGUUACAUACCAACAACAUCAGAUCGUAUACUUGAUGCGCCUGAUAUAAUAAACGACUACUACUUGAAUUUAAUGGAUUGGAGUGCCGACAACAUUGUAACAGUUGCUUUAGGUAAUGCCGUCUAUUUAUGGAAUGCAGCAACAGGCAAUAUAGAACAACUGGUGGAAUAUGAAGAAGGUGAUCAUGCAUGUGCCCUAUCCUGGAUCCAAGAUGGUCAGAUAUUGGCAAUAGGAAAUAAUACUGGUGCUGUAGAGUUAUGGGAUUGUUCGAAAAUUAAACGUCUACGUGUAAUGGACGGCCACUCGGCAAGAGUAGGUACUUUAGCGUGGAAUUCAUUUUUGGUCUCAUCAGGAAGUCGUGAUGGAAGUAUCGUACAUCACGACGUACGGGCACGUGAACACAAGGUCGCUACACUCAACGGGCACACACAAGAAGUGUGCGGUCUCAAAUGGUCGACGGAUUUUAAACAUCUUGCCAGUGGUGGCAAUGAUAACUUGGUAAACGUGUGGUCAGCUGUAAGUGGAGGCACAGGGAGCGCUACCGAACCUUUACACGUGCUCAAUGAACAUCAAGCGGCGGUGCGUGCACUGGCAUGGUGUCCAUGGCAGCCAAACCUUUUGGCCAGUGGCGGCGGGACUGCUGACCGUUGUAUUAAAUUCUGGAAUGUUAGUAAUGGUUCUCUAGUCAAUUCAGUUGACACUAAAUCACAAGUGUGUGCACUUUUAUGGUCUCGUAAUUAUAAAGAGUUGAUUUCUGCUCAUGGUUUUGCACAUAAUCAACUGACAAUUUGGAAAUAUCCUUCAAUGAUAAAACAGGCGGAAUUAACCGGACACACUUCUCGGGUAUUACAAAUGGCAAUGUCACCAGAUGGUAGCACAGUAAUUAGUGCAGGCGCAGAUGAAACAUUGCGUUUGUGGAAUUGUUUUGCCCCAGAUCCACAUGCGGCGAAGAAGGCAACAGCAGGAGCAAGCAAGGCUAAACAAAGUGUUUUCAGACAAAGCAUACGAUAAAAUUGAGAUGAUGACAAUACUUAUGGUGUAGUAAGAUUCACAACAAUUAGGAAAUUAUAAUAAAGUAUUUAAAAAUUAUAAGCUUUGAUAAGUAUGCAGCGACGGUUAUGUUAACAGUUUAUCAUUAAAAUCUAUUUAAUAUUUUAUUUACGUUUAAAUGUGUGUAAUGUUAACACCUCCAGUUGAUACUAUUGUAUUGUAUGAGAGAAAUAUAUGUAUAGUAUGCAAAAU